Menidia menidia (Atlantic silverside) is the source of this 2089-nucleotide messenger RNA. Lineage: Eukaryota; Metazoa; Chordata; Actinopteri; Atheriniformes; Atherinopsidae. The record is from the annotation of a GenBank genome assembly.
CUGAAUAUGUCAACUGCACUCAGCCUGCGUUUUCUACACAGCUACACAAAACCAGGUACAUUUGGAUGGGCCCCUGGUGUCACGCGCACGUUCAAAGUCAGUGUGCAGAGCAGUGGCUAUAAGUAUGUAAAUGCUCAGGAGCUGCCGACUGACCUGAGAUCCAUCACUGACAGGGCAGCCACAACCCUCCUUUGGACGGAGCUCUUCAGAGGUUUGGCGAUGACCAUGAGCUACCUGUUCCGUGAGCCUGCAACCAUUAACUACCCCUUUGAGAAGGGCCCCCUGUCACCACGAUUCCGUGGCGAGCACGCCCUGCGCCGAUACCCCAAUGGAGAGGAGCGCUGCAUAGCCUGCAAACUGUGCGAGGCCAUCUGCCCGGCUCAGGCGAUUACUAUUGAGGCUGAGACUCGAGCUGAUGGGAGCAGGAGAACCACCCGCUAUGACAUCGACAUGACCAAGUGCAUCUACUGCGGUUUCUGCCAGGAAGCAUGUCCCGUCGAUGCAAUCGUUGAGGGUCCAAACUUCGAGUUCUCCACCGAGACCCAUGAGGAGCUGCUGUACAACAAGGAAAAGCUGCUUAACAAUGGAGACAGAUGGGAGGCUGAGAUAGCAGCCAACAUACAGGCUGACUACCUAUACAGAUAGAAUGCUGCAUCUGUUUUCUCACUUUAAAGAUGCAUGAAUACCACAUAUUAUGCUUAUGUGCAUUAAAGAGAUUAAUACUAGUAGCUUUACAGAAAAACGAGAUCACGUGAUCAGGGCGGAAACUGACUCAUAGUCCACGCUGAAUCUCCCGCGAACGCAGCCAUUUACUCUUUCCUCUCUUCGCAGUGACACCGAAAAGUCGCACCCAUGGCUGAUUCAAUGGCUCAGUGUGUUCCGGUGGCAGUUUUCAAGCUUGUGUUGGUGGGAGAUGGAGGCACAGGAAAGACAACUUUUGUGAAGAGGCACAUUACAGGGGAGUUUGAGAAGAAGUAUGUAGCUACUCUGGGAGUCGAGGUACACCCACUGAUGUUCCACACCAACAGAGGACCCAUCAAGUAUAAUGUGUGGGAUACAGCUGGUCAGGAGAAAUUUGGUGGUCUGCGAGAUGGCUAUUACAUCCAAGCUCAGUGUGCUAUCAUCAUGUUUGACGUCACUUCUCGGGUCACCUACAAGAACGUGCCCAACUGGCAUCGUGACCUGGUCCGCGUGUGUGAGAACAUUCCCAUUGUCCUCUGUGGCAAUAAGGUAGACAUCAAAGACAGAAAAGUCAAAGCCAAGAGCAUUGUGUUUCACCGCAAGAAAAACCUGCAGUACUACGACAUUUCUGCCAAAAGUAACUACAACUUUGAGAAACCUUUCCUGUGGUUAGCGAGGAAGUUGAUCGGUGAUCCCAACCUGGAGUUUGUGGCAAUGCCCGCCCUGGCUCCCCCAGAGGUCCAGAUGGACCCCAGCCUCGCUGCUAAAUAUGAGGAAGAGCUUCAAGUUGCAUCACAGACAGCACUCCCAGAUGAAGAAGAUGACCUCUAACCUGUUACCUGUGCCCCUCCCCUCCCCAAAUGUGGACAGGAAAUUGUCGGAGUUUUGCCCCUUUACUGUAAAAUCCCUUUUCAGAUUUUUUUUUUAUUUUUGAAUCUUUUUGUUUUAAAACUAAGAAGAAAAAAAAACUUUGUGGUUCUAAUUUCACUGUAUGACACACGCAUACCCCAGUGUUGUUGGCAUGGCAACGUGCUACUCCUCAUCAAGCACCCUCCACUGCACAUACCCAGCCCGCAUAACGCUGAUGUACAGUGUACCGGAAGCACUAAGGGGAAUAAACUUUGAAUAAAAACAUCAUCAAUACAACGUGCUUGUUAAUCUAUUUUUCUGGACUGUGUUCAGGGUGGGGGUCUGUAAAAAUCCAGUAAUGCUUAUGCUCCCAAUAGUUCCGAAAAGGUCUUUAAAUUGUUUUUUUUUUCUGUUUUCAUUUGUCACAGUAGAAUAAAAGCUUGAGAAACUGGUUACUUCAGCUUCCACAGUAAUUAUGUGUGAUGAUUCCGAUAACAGUACGGUCCCUGCAGUUGUCCUGACGCUUGCCUCAGCAAAUAAAGUGUUCUGUAAUUUGGAA